This is a messenger RNA of Nelumbo nucifera (sacred lotus), 2130 nucleotides long. It is a transcript of the gene HT1, whose product is annotated as Protein kinase superfamily protein. Gene Ontology annotation, molecular function: protein serine/threonine kinase activity; ATP binding. Lineage: Eukaryota; Viridiplantae; Streptophyta; Magnoliopsida; Proteales; Nelumbonaceae. The record is from RefSeq and is a predicted model, not a curated record. Gene Ontology annotation, biological process: protein phosphorylation.
AGUAACAGCUAAAGAAAUGGCGGGUGGAUUCUCUCCAAAAGUGCUGUGCUUUCGCUUUCCCUUUUUAUCUGUCUUUGUAACAUUUGCACUUUGGAACCACUCAUUCACGAGAUAUCCAUGAAUGAGCCUCUUUAAAUUCAUCGUCAUCUGAUUCCGCAUUUGUUUGUGUUUGUGAGAGUCUGAGAGGGAGAGGUGUAUGUAUGCUAUGCUUUGAAUCAACUUCGCAAAAAUACAAACUAAAACCUCUAACUCCAAGUAAAGAGGAGACUCAGAAGAGAUAAACCCCAUUAAUAUGCUCUAUGCUUUCUAUUUUAUCUGACUUAUCUCUUAACUCUUCUUCUCCAAUCCAUCCUCCUUUUUUUUCCUCCUCUUCUCAUGCGGACAUUGAUUUGUGGUAGCUGGCAUACCAGCUUCAAAGCUCCUCAUGCUUUUAAAACAUAAAACAACUCCAUUUCUCUCUUCCUCUCUUGUUUCUCUUUUUGAUUUCAUUAGUCCACUCUCCUCAGAACCCAUGAAACUCCAUCCCUUCUCCUUCAAAAUCCAUGUCCUUAAAUCAGCUUCUUCUCUGCCUACGGACAAUUUGAAUUAUGGGAAGAAAAAGCUCUAGUUAAAUUUUUUCAAGUCGGCGAGGAAUGGCAACGACUUGUUUCCGGCCACGCUGGCUUCGAAAACAAAAGAGCAAGCCCCUACCUUUUUCCUCCACGUCAAGCACUCUAAACUCCGACAUGGAGAACUUAGAAAAGAAAAGAUUUGACAGUUUAGAGUCGUGGUCGAUGUUACUGGAGUCCGAUAACGUUGAGGCAUCGAAAGAAGAAAAGGAGGAAUGGACGGCAGAUCUAUCCCAGCUGUUUAUAGGAAACAAAUUCGCUUCUGGUGCUCACAGCAGGAUUUACCGUGGAAUUUACAAACAGAAGGCGGUUGCGGUGAAGAUGGUCAGGAUCCCAACCCAUGACCAGGAGACCCGCAAUUUGCUAGAGAAGCAGUUCAAAUCUGAAGUUGACUUGCUUUCGCGUCUUCUUCAUCCCAAUAUUGUGCAGUUCAUUGCAGCUUGUAAAAGGCCUCCUGUGUACUGCAUCAUCACAGAGUACAUGUCUCAAGGAACUCUUAGGAUGUAUCUCAACAAGAAGGAACCUUACUCCCUCUCAAUUGAAACAAUUUUAAGGUUAGCUCUUGAUAUCUCUCGAGGCAUGCAAUACCUUCACUCACAAGGAGUGAUUCAUAGAGACCUGAAAUCCAACAAUUUACUCUUGAAUGAUGAGAUGCGGGUUAAGGUGGCAGAUUUUGGUACUUCAUGUUUGGAAACACAGUGCCGAGCAUCUAAAGGAAACAUGGGUACUUACCGUUGGAUGGCCCCAGAGAUGAUCAAGGAGAAACAAUAUACUAAGAAAGUUGAUGUGUAUAGCUUUGGCAUUGUGCUUUGGGAGCUCACAACAGCGCUGCUUCCAUUUCAAGGAAUGACCCCUGUGCAGGCAGCAUUUGCAGUCUCAGAGAAGGUGGUGGUUCUGCAUCAAGGGGGCCCCUGGGUUUUGAAUCAUUACUUGAUGGAGAAUGAACGGCCCCAAUUGCCUGCUAGUUGUCAGCCUGCACUUGCAAACCUUAUAAGGCGCUGCUGGUCAGCAAACCCCUCAAAGCGCCCAGAUUUCAGCUACAUUGUUGCAGCCUUGGAGAAGUAUGAUAAGUGUGUGAAAGAUGGCCUUCCUCUUCCUUCCCACUCUGGGCUGGUAAACCAAAGCAUGAUUUUUGAGCGCCUUAAGGGUUGCAUUUCCACGAGCUCAUCUGUACCAGUCUAUUCCUAAUUAUCAUAGAAGGUACCUUGAUCUUCCAUCUUAUAGAUGUAUCAUAAUGGUAGGUUAAGCUUUUAUGACUGAAUAUUUGAUAUUUUAUUUUGUCAUAGUCUAAUUGUGCGUGAGGUGUCUAGGAUGAACUAAUGACAGUAAAUGGUGGGGUUGAACCUCCCAGCACGUUCCCCAUAUGAACUCAAAUAAAAUUGGUAAAUUGUCUUUAGGGUCUAGCAGAGGGCAUGGUUUAGUUCUUGGUAUAGUAUUAUCAUGUAUCAAUGACCAAUCAGUACUUGUCAUUCGUUGAUGUGAAAUUGCUUCAAUUGAGAAGAUGUACCUAGUGUUACCAUAA